ACGACGGACUGCGCCUGUCACACCCGCGGCUUGUUGCGGAGGAGGAGCGGGCGCCAUGGCGGUUCUGCUGGAGACCACUUUGGGCGACGUCGUCAUCGAUCUGUACACUGAGGAGCGGCCGCGCGGAAGAUAACAGGCAACAGUGUGGAGACUGUAUCAGAAUUGGGAGAAACUAGAGGCUACAGAGAUUAGUUACAGUCAGGAUCCUGUCCCCUUGGAAUGCAGAGUCUAUCAAAGAGGAUGAAACAGUACAUACACCUGCUUGAAUUUCCUGAAGUUGUGCAAAAUAAAGUAUUACAAUUAUUGUCUUAUUCACAAUGUACAGAGGGAUUUUAUCAUACAAACUGGUGAUCCUACAGGGACUGGCCGUGGAGGAGAGUCUGUUUUUGGUCAACUGUAUGGUGAUCAAGCAAGCUUUUUUGAGGCUGAAAAAGUACCAAGAAUUAAGCACAAGAAGAAAGGCACUGUGUCCAUGGUGAACAAUGGCAGUGAUCAACAUGGAUCUCAGUUUCUUAUUACUACAGGAGAUAAUCUAGAUUACCUUGAUGGUGUUCAUACAGUGUUUGGUGAGGUGACAGAAGGCAUGGACAUAAUUAAGAAAAUUAAUGAGACCUUUGUUGACAAGGAUUUUGUGCCAUAUCAAGAUAUCAGGAUAAAUCAUACAGUGAUUUUAGAUGAUCCGUUUGAUGACCCUCCUGAUUUAUUAAUUCCUGAUCGAUCACCAGAACCUACGAGGGAACAGCUAGAUAGUGGUCGAAUAGGAGCAGAUGAAGAAAUUGAUGAUUUCAAAGGAAGAUCAGCUGAAGAAGUAGAAGAAAUAAAGGCAGAAAAAGAGGCCAAAACUCAGGCUAUUCUAUUAGAAAUGGUGGGAGACCUACCUGAUGCAGAUAUUAAGCCUCCAGAAAAUGUGCUGUUUGUGUGUAAAUUGAAUCCAGUGACCACUGAUGAAGAUCUGGAGAUAAUAUUCUCAAGAUUUGGGCCAAUAAGAAGUUGUGAAGUUAUUCGGGAUUGGAAGACAGGAGAAUCCCUCUGUUAUGCUUUUAUUGAAUUUGAAAAGGAAGAAGAUUGUGAGAAGGCGUUCUUCAAAAUGGACAAUGUCCUUAUAGACGACAGAAGAAUACAUGUGGAUUUUAGCCAGUCUGUUGCAAAGGUUAAGUGGAAAGGAAAAGGUGGGAAAUACACCAAGAGUGAUUUCAAGGAAUAUGAAAAGGAACAAGAUAAACCAUCUAAUUUAGUUUUGAAAGAUAAAGUAAAGCCCAAGCAGGAUGCAAAAUAUGAUCUUGUACUAGAGGAGCAAGCAGAAGAUUCAAAAUCAAGUCACUCACACACAAGUAAAAAACACAAGAAGAAAACUCGUCACUGCUCUGAAGAACAAGAAGAUGAGGACUACAUGCCGAUCAGAAAUACUAAUCAGGAUAUCUACAGGGAGAUGGGAUUUGGUCACUAUGAAGAAGAAGAAAGCUGUUGGGAGAAACAGAAGAGUGACAAGAGAGACCGACCUCAGAACCGAAGUCGUAGCCGAUCUCGAGAAAGGGACGGCCACUACAGUAAUAGUCACAAAUCCAAGUAUCAGACCGACCCCUACGAAAGAGAACGGAAUAAAAAGAGAGACCGAAGCAGGAGUCCCAAGAAAUCCAAAGAUAAAGAAAAAUCUAAGUACAGAUGAACAAUGAAGAACCAGACAUGAGUGGCUAAUGUAUUUACUGUUGUCUAACUUAGAGCAUCAGCUGUUCAGAUUUUGUGUCAAAGCCGUUAAAGACUCUGCUUAUUUUUUUUUCACACUAGGGUUAUGGCCCUUUUCAGUUGAUACUGAUUGUAUAGGGCACAGAAAGACAAUAAAAAACUGAACAUUUUCUUUGUAUACUUUUUUACACUAAUUUUAUUGUUACACAUAAACAGUAGUCUUCAUUUUUAAAGUCUUUCACAUUUUCCACUCUUCUUUUUUUUAAAUGAAGUAUUUCAUACUUACAAAAAUUCACAAACAUGUAUAUAUAAGGUAUAAAGAAUAGUAAAUAUUUGUGUGCCCAUGAGCCAGCUUAGGAAAUAGAAUAUCUCCUACAUUUUAGAAACUCUCUUUAUGCUCUCUCCUCAAGUGAUGAUGAUUCUGAAUUUUGUAUUUGUCAUUCUCUUGCUUGUUAUAAUUUUACACCAAUGUAUGUAUUCUGAAAUGAAAUGUUAAAUUUUGUAUGUUUUUGAAUUUUAUAUAAAUGGCAUAAUGUAUGUUUACAUCUGUGACUUGCUUUUUUCAACUUAGUAUUUUUAGAGAAUCAUUCAUUUUUAUUGCUUUGUAGUAUUGUAUGAAUAGACUGCAAUUUACCCAUUCUUCUGUUAAUGGCCAUUUGGAGUUGUUGGUUUGUUUUUGUUUUUGUUAUUGCAAACAGUGCUGCUAUGAACAUUCUGUAUCUAGGAGUGAUAUUACUUGCUCACAUGGUAUGAAUAUUUUCAUCUUUACAAGAUAAUGCCAAAUUAUAUUCUGCAGUGGCUGAACCAGUUUAUACCCCGACCAGCUCUAUGUGAGUUACCUUUGUAUUACAUCAUCUCAAACACUUCUUAGUUUCAUACUUUUAAAUUUUGCCAAUGUAGUGGAUGCUUAGUGGUACCUUCUUGUGGUUUCCAGCAAGAAGACUACUAUUAUUCUUAUAUUUGUUCUUCUAUAUGUAACUUGUUCUUUUUCUCUGGCUGCUUUUCCUGUUUUCUCUUUAUCACUGCUGUUGUGCAAUUUGAUUAUGAUGUGCUUGGUGUAGUUUUUUUUCACGUUUCUUUUGCUGGGGCUGUUUACCUACAGGUUUAUGGUUUUCACCAAAUUUGGAAAAGCUAUGGGUAUUAUUUAUUUGGUUUUUUUCUGUCCCUCCCCUCCUCUCACUGUCCUAGGACUCCAAUGACUUGUUUGUUAGGCCGUCUGAUGUUGUCAUACAUUAUACUGACGCUCCAUUUGGGUGAAGUCUUUUUCUCCUGCUCCAUAUUGAGUAGUUUCCAUGGCUGUGUCCUCAAGUUCAUUAAUCUUUUCUCCUGAAGUAUCUAAUCUGUUAAUCCCAUCCAGUGUAUUUUUCACCUCAGACGUAAUUUUUUAAUUUCAGAAGUUCCAUUUGGGUCUUUUUUUUAUCCCCCAUGCUUUUCCUUAACAGGCUCAUGCUUUCCUCCAUUUUUUUUUUUUUAAACACCUGGAGUACAUUAAUAAUAGCUGUGCUAAUGUACUUGAUCAUUCUGUCAUCUGUAUCAUUUCUGGUCUAUUUCUAUUGAUUGAUUUUUUUCCCCACCCAUUAUUGAGUUGUAAUUUACUUUCCACUGGUAAUUUUUGGAUUGUACAUUGCUGUGUACUAGAGUUCUUGUGAGCUUUGUCCGGAACAUAAUUAAGUUACUUGGAAACAGUCUGAUCCUUUUAUAGCUUGCCUUUUAAGUAUAAUGAGGUAGGACCAGAAGAGCUUUUAGGGCUAAUUUGGCCCACUACUGAGGUAAUACCCUCUGAAUAAUCUCCCCUUUGCUUAGUCUCUUAGGAGAUCUCUCCUCUCUGGCUAUUGGGAACAAGAACAAUUUUGAGCCCUAUAUGAACUCCCAGGUUCUGCUGCCUGCUCUUUUCUGGUGGUUCUUUCCCACCUUCGGGUAGUUUCCUCGUGCGCAUACACCGAUUAGUAUUCAGCUGAAGACUCAGGCAAACCCUCUGUAGGUCUGGAACUCUCCCGCUGUAGUUCCCUCCUCUUUUCAGUACUCUGCCCUACAAACUGCAUCUUGGCUCUGCCAACUGUCUACCCCCAGAGAAUCCCAGGCUUUUCAGAAUCACACCCCUGUCAUAGUGCUACAGUGCAGAAGUCGCACAGUUAGCUCAGGCAAUUUGUCGCUUUCUUGUUGGUUUUCCUUCUCGAGAAUCACUGGCCUGCGCUGGCUCCUGUCCAGCAUCUGAAAAACUUGGCAGCAGAUCUUCUGUGCAGGUCUUUAGUUGUUCAAAACGGGGAGGGAAAGUCCUGGUCCUGUCAUCUCAUUUUGGCCUGAGUGGAAAUCUCGCUAUUUAAAUUUGCAUUUCCUAAAUGCUAACAAGGUUGAGCAUUUCUUGGUAUGUAUUUUUUUUUGUAAAGAUUUUAUUUAUUAAUUUGACAGAGAGAGACACAGCGAGAGCGGGAACACAAGCAGGGGGAGCGGGAGAGGGAGAAGCAGGCUUCCCGCGGAGCAGGGAGCCCGAUGCGGGGCUCGAUCCCAGGACCCUGGGACCAUGACCUGAGCCGAAGGCAGACGCUUAACGACUGAGCCACCCGGGCGCCCCUUUUUGUAUGUAUUAUAUUUGUUCCCACUUGCUCUCUGUGAAGUUUUACAUGUCUUUUGCCCAUUUUAUGUGAAGUUACUGUCUUUUUCUUACAGAAUUCUUUAAGGAGUUUUUCUUAUGGACUGUGGAUACUAAUCCAUUAUUACGAUUAGAUGUAAACAUUUUCUCUCAGUUUGUGGCUUAUUUUUUCACCUUUUUAUUGAUGCCCUUGGAAGAGCACAAGUUAUGAAUGUCUCCUCAACUUUGUAAUAUGAAAAGUUUCAUAAUACAUAAAAACACAAAAAUAACAUCCGUAUAACUUCCAUCCAGAUUUAACAGUCAAUAACACUUCGUUGUUGAACAGUUUGUAAGUAAAUUGAAAACAUCAUGACCUUUCACUUUUCAGUAUUUCACCAUGCAUUUCUUAAAAAGCAAGUGUCCUGUAUAACCACAAUAUUAUUAUCACACUUGAGAAAAUUAACAGUAAGGGUGCGUGGCUGGCUCAGUCGAUAGAGCAUGCGACUCGAUCUCAGGGUCAUGAGUUGCAGCCCCACAUUGGGUGUAGAGAUUACUUAAAAAAAAAGUAACAGUCCCAUAAUAUAUAACACAUAGUCUAUAUUUGAAUUUCCCUGAUUGUCUCAAGAAUACCAUUUUUAGCUGUUGAUUUGUUUUUAAACCCAAACUCAAGGUUCAUGCAUUGCAUGUUCUUGUCAUUUUUAUUUUCUUAAUCUAGAAGAGUUUCUUACCCAUCCAUCCCACCUCUUUUUUUUUAAUGACAUUGACUUUUUGAAGAGUUCAGGCCAGAAUAUUUCAUAGAAUGUUUCAGAUUCUGGGAGUUAUUUGAUGGUAUCUUCAUGAUGUCUUCUAGCUCUUCUGUUUCCUAUAAACUGGAAGUUAGGUCUAAAUGUUUGAUUAGAAUUAGGUUAUAUAUUUUAGGCAGAAAUUUUUAAGUUGAAUGUCAAAUUUAUUAGCCUUUCUCUGUGUGUUUUGUGCUUUUUGUAUUUUGUUUAAGAAAUCCUUAAUAAAGACAUUCUCCUAUAUUCUAAAAGUUGUAAGUAAAGCUUUGGGUUUUUUUUUUUUAAUUAAAAAAAUUAUUUGGAAAUGGAAGAAUGGUUUGGCACGAGUCAAUCUAUCAUUGUAAUUAAAUGCA
This is a messenger RNA of Zalophus californianus (California sea lion), 5384 nucleotides long. It is a transcript of the gene PPIL4, whose product is annotated as peptidylprolyl isomerase like 4. NCBI's taxonomy places the organism in Eukaryota, Metazoa, Chordata, Mammalia, Carnivora, Otariidae. The record is from RefSeq and is a predicted model, not a curated record. The transcript has 14 exons. Bases 473 to 1666 code for a protein of 397 amino acids. Gene Ontology annotation, molecular function: peptidyl-prolyl cis-trans isomerase activity; RNA binding. Gene Ontology annotation, cellular component: nucleus. Gene Ontology annotation, biological process: protein peptidyl-prolyl isomerization.